UGGUUUGUGUGUGCAUUCUUAUGUGCAGAUCCUGAAGCAGAGGUGAUUGCCUUGUCUCCAAAGACCCUCUUAGCCACCAACCGGUUCUUGUGCGAGAUUUGCGGCAAAGGCUUCCAGAGAGACCAGAACCUCCAGCUCCACCGCCGGGGGCACAACCUCCCGUGGAAGCUGAGGCAAAGAAGCACAAAAGAGCCGAGGAAAAGAGUCUAUGUGUGCCCUGAGAAGAGCUGCAUCCACCACAAUCCGGCGAGAGCGCUCGGAGACCUGACCGGCAUAAAGAAGCACUUCUGCAGGAAGCAUGGUGAGAAGAAGUGGAAGUGCGAGAAGUGCUCCAAGCGAUACGCAGUGCAGUCCGAUUGGAAGGCACACUCCAAGACCUGCGGCACGAGGGAGUACCGCUGCGACUGUGGUAUCGUUUUCUCCAGGAGAGACAGUUUCAUAACACACAGGGCCUUCUGUGAUGCCUUAGCUGAAGAGACUGCAAGAGUUUCUGCAGUAUCCAGCAUCAACCACACGGCGCCCAUCGGCAAUGCCGAUUGUCUUCUCCCUGACGGUUUGAUGAGAUCUGAUAUGUUGCAGAACUUCUCCUCUAAUAUUAAGGCAGAUAUGUCCAACUGCAAAGCUGAUGAUCAGGCCAGACCAAGGCUUCCCUUGUGGAUGGGCCAUGGAAUUCAGAGCAGUGAGCCUUUAAGUAGCACCACCGGUCUCUCUGAUAUCAAUCAAAUCGGACCAAUGGGUGCUGGAACCUUGUAUGGUGAUCUCUUCACUUCAUAUUCAAAUGCCCAGCAACUCAACUCUCACUUAAGUUGGUUGUAUGGCAACAAACUCUCGUCUCCGAGCUCUGUUGAGCUAACAAGCACCUCAAUUCCAACAACCACCAUGAUCGACAGCUCGCAGUCUCCCCUCUUGAGUAUUCCUUCCUUGUAUAGCACUCAACAUCACCAUCGGCCUGCACAGGCGUCGGAUAUGUCUGCAACAGCAUUGCUGCAAAAAGCUGCUCAAAUUGGAGUGACUUCCACCAUUCCAUUUAUUGGGAGCUUUGAGCCGUCCAAGUGCCAGGAUACUCAGAUUCAAGAUGCUAGCAAAUAUGAUAGAUUGCUCAAUUCAAACCAAUUGAGCAACCUAGAGGACGUUGUAAAUGGUUUCGCAGCAUCGAACCCGUACGAUAUGUUAGCUGAAAGACACUGCAGUUCUGCAAAGGAUGAUUUGGAAGGGGGAGGAGAGACCAGGGAUUUCUUAGGUGUCAGGGUGCAGACCUUCUGCCCUUCAUCAAUCAAUGGAUGGAUCUGAGUCUUUUUAGGCUCCUAUAUUACAAACUUAUCCGUGGAAAGCAAAGUUGUUGAUGGAGAAGGAGUGCAAGCAGGGAAGAAAAGGUAGCAUCAUUGCUUGAUGGGAGUUGAUGGAUGUGUUCAGAGGGGAAAUGAGCAUUCAAAGGUGACAAGAGGUCCAUGCAUUUUUUUUCAGGGACCCUCCUCAAAGGCACUAUUUUGGGAUGCUGCUUUUGUUUUGGAAAAAGUGGUAGUGGUUUGGGAGGCAAGGAGCACUCUCCUUUUGGCUCUAUUAUUGCAUUCCAUCUCUUUCGGGGGUGUUUCUGUUUAAGCUGAUCUCUAGCAAUUUUAGUGCUAUAAAACUGGAUUUUUAUUUCCUCUAAUAAAACAAUGGAUAU
Messenger RNA from Elaeis guineensis (African oil palm), 1666 nucleotides. Its product is annotated as zinc finger protein MAGPIE-like. The record is from RefSeq and is a predicted model, not a curated record. Gene Ontology annotation, molecular function: DNA-binding transcription factor activity. NCBI's taxonomy places the organism in Eukaryota, Viridiplantae, Streptophyta, Magnoliopsida, Arecales, Arecaceae. Gene Ontology annotation, cellular component: nucleus.